Molecule: messenger RNA, 3673 nt
Organism: Stegostoma tigrinum
Lineage: Eukaryota; Metazoa; Chordata; Chondrichthyes; Orectolobiformes; Stegostomatidae
Product: zinc finger protein 585B-like
Exons: 2
Coding region: 296-1744 (482 amino acids)
Cellular component (GO): nucleus
Source: RefSeq, a predicted model, not a curated record
ACCAGAUUAGACGAGAGAUGGGGCCAGGGACUGACGGGGUGUGAACGCUUCAGGACCAGUCAAAAAGGGAAGCGAGAAGUUUUACAAGUUCCGAUCAUUCUCACUACAUCGUAGAGCAUUAAAUCCGUCCUAGAAAUAAAUUUUAAGAAACAGUUGAGAUGCAGAUUACGAUUACUUACGUAUUUCGAAUUGAUUUACACAAAUCGAGCAAGAAACUUCGUUCCAAGUUACCAGGGUAUGCAAAGACGAGGAUUUGAAGUCAGGAUAUUGAAACCAAGCAUCACACCUUGAUCUGAUGGAGUCACCCAAUUUAUCACAACCCGACUGCCAACAGAUUUUAAACAUAGAAGAAGAAAGCACCAUUCACUGUGGGGAGAACAGAUACACAUGUUCUGUGUGCAGAAAAAGCUUCAGCCAAUCAACCGUCCUCAAGAACCACAAAUGCAGUCACACUGGAGAGAUACCAUGGAAGUGCGGGAACUGUGAGAAAGGAUUCAGUUGCCGCUCUGCGCUGGAAGUUCACCAACGUGUUCACACUGGGGAGAGACCGUUCAUCUGCUCCCUUUGUGGGAGGGGAUUUGCUCAGUUAUCCACCCUGCUGAAACACAAGCGAGUUCACAGUGAGGAGAGACCUUUUAAAUGUCCAGAGUGUGAGAAGUGCUAUAAAAGCUCCAGUGAUUUGAUGUCCCAUCGGCGUGUUCACACUGAAGAAAGACCUUUUAAAUGUCCAGAGUGUGGGAAAUGUUAUAAAAGUUCCAGUGAGUUGAUGUCCCAUCGGCGUGUUCACACUGAGGAGAGACGAUUCAGGUGCUCUGACUGUGGGGCUGGCUUCAAGUGGUCAUCUCAACUCAUUGUUCAUCAGCGCAUACACACUGGGGAGAGGCCAUUCACCUGCACUGAAUGUGGAAUUGGAUUCACUCAGUCAUCCCACCUCAAAUCACACCAGCAGGUUCAUACUGAGGAAAGACCUUUUAAAUGUACAGACUGUGGAAAAUACUUUAAAAGUUCACACUAUCUGCAGUCCCAUCAACGUGUUCACACUGACGAGAGACCUUACAAAUGUUCAGAGUGUGGGAAGUGCUUUAAAGGUUCAAGGGAGCUGAUCGUCCAUCACCGUGUUCACACUGACGAGAGACCAUUCAGGUGCUCUCACUGUGGAAAUGGGUUCAAGAGAUCAUCUCAACUUACUCUACACCAGCGUCUUCACACUGGGGAGAGGUCAUUCAUCUGCUCUGAAUGUGGGCAGGUAUUCAUUCAGUUCUCCACCCUGUUGAAGCAUCAGCGAGUUCAUUCUGGAGAGAGGUCAUUCACAUGCACUGAGUGUGGAAAGGGAUUUCGUGCAUCAUCCCAGCUCAAGGCACACCAGCAAGCUCACACUGAAGAGAGACCUUUCAAAUGUCCAGACUGUGGGAGGAGUUAUAAAAGCUCUGAGGAGCUGAAGUUACACCAAAGUGUUCACACCGAUGAUAGACCAUUCAGGUGCUCUCAUUGUGGGACAGGGUUCAGAUGGUCAUCUCGUCUCACUGUACACCAGCGCACUCACACCGGAGAGAGACCGUUCACCUGCUCCAUGUGUGGGAAGGGAUUUACUCAGAAAAUCCACCUCCUGACACACCAGCGAGUUCACACUGGGGAGAGACCUUUUAAGUGUGCAGACUGUGGAAAGUGCUAUGCAAGAUCCUGGGAUUUGAUACGCCAUCAACGUGUUCACUCCGAUGAGAAGCCUUUUAUAUGUCCAGACUGAGGGAAGUGUUUUAAAAGCUCUGCGGAACUGUUACUUAAUGAACAGUGGUCACACCGAUGAGAGACUGUUGGUUUGGGUACAGAUGAUCAUCUCAACUGACUGUCACCAGUGAGUUUACAUUGGAGAGAGCCCACUUAUGUACUGUGAAUGUGGGGAAGGAUUCACUCAGAAAUCCCACCUCACGGCUCACCUGCCGAGACCGCAGCAAGUCCAUGGAUGAUUUCCAGAGCUGUAAUUUGCUGUUAAUUACAUCCAGAUUAUAAACAUGUUAAAACAUCUAGCCCAGCUUUAGGUGAUAAUCGUAUAGGUAAAAUAAUUAUUUGGAAUUUUCUUGAACACAUAUACUACUGAAUCUAUUUUAAUAUCCCAAACAAUUCCUUUUAAAUGUAAGGUAGACACUAGAUGUCCACGUAAUAUUUGUAAUACAGUAAUAGUAGAUAACUUCAAUUCCCAUACAUGCUGCGUGAACCGAUUCAGCACAAACGUUGUGUAAAGUGAUUUUAUGCAGUUUUUAACUGAAGCAUUUCUGAUUUAGGUUUUAAAUGGAGUAUUAUGUAAAGAAAAGGAUCAUUAAUAACGUUUCUGUCAAGGAGCCUUUGUUAAAUAGUUACCGUAAUGUAGAAUUUUAAUCAAGUUUGAAAGUGAUGUAGUUCAUUCUGGAAUUACAGUCUCAAUAUUAACAGUGGAAACUAUGGAGUGCCAAGUUGGCUGAAAAGAAUUGGCAAAAUACACAAAAUGACUUGAAAGUACACAGGUAGUAGCAAGUAUUUGAAUAAAUAUUGCAUGAUUUAGCACAAUUAUGUUUUUCUUGAAGACAGAAAUAUGCAUUAAAUCAUCUGAAAUUAAAUCAGCUAUGGUUGACAAAAGGACUGAUAGGUUACAUUGGAGCUAAGGAAGUGGUUUGUAAGUUUGCAAAAGAAUCCAAUAAAUUAGGAAUUUGGGGAUAAUUUGUAACCCAACAAAGGAUGGCCCAAAAAUUGAUGAAAGGAGAAAAAAAUGAAGAUUAUAGAAGCUCAUCGGAAACAGAAACGUGGACUGUAAAAAUUGCUUAGGUAUGUGAAAUGCAAAAGCCUGCUGGAUGAGCACCCCAACCAACAGCUCCAACAUUCAUUCCUUCUGCACAGUUGCAGAAAUAUGUGCCAUCUACAAGAUGCACUACAGUAAUUUAUCAAGGCUCCUGCAAAACAACCUUCUCAUGACCUUGAACACAGACAAAGCUAGAGACAGUGAAUGAAUGGGAAUAACACUUAAUAUAACUUCUGUCAACGCACACUGCACUGUGAUUUGGAACAAAAUCACCUUUUUUCACCAUCACUCUGUCAAGAAUAUGGAAUUCUGUUUGUAAUAGCACUGCCCCAACACCCCAUGGACAGCAAACAUUCAAGAAGACAGCUCCCCUACCACUUUCUCUUAGGCAAUUAUAGUUGGGUAAUAAAUGCUAGCAGAACCAACAACAGCCACAUCACAUGAAUGAAUAACAAAUGAUAGGAGCAAUACUUCACUGAGAUUGAGCAUUUGUAAUGGAUAUUGCUGGGAAAAUUGAUUCAAUAGCUGUUUACAUUAAGGUCUUUCAAAAUUGUCACAUAAAUACAGGGCUUGUUUUCUGUUUAGUGCAAUGAGCUUGUGCUGUUUUAGUGAAAGAACAUUGGCAGCCUCGUAUGAAUAUAUCCUGUGACUGAUCAUCAUCCUAACUAAAUUUCAAAAGUAAAACGUAUCACUCUGAAAUUUGACUUGUGCAGUAUUACCGUCAAUUGGGAGCACAUAAUUUGGAGAAUAAAUAAUGAACUCAUUGAAACUUCAAAGAUCCUGACAGUAUAGGUGUUGAUUGGAAUUGUCCCUUGGGUGUUGAGUCUAGAACCAGGGGGAGAUUGUCUCAGAAUAAGGGGUUAGGCCAUUUAAGACCAGAGUGAGGAGGACCUUUUCACUCCG